UCCGGCGCUGUGGAAUGCUUCUGCACUUUAAAGUGGAUCUGGUCUGUAUUUGUUGAGUCCAAUUAGUUUGUUUUACCCAGAAUUAUGCCAACGCUUCGUACCAGACACAACUCGCCCCAGUAGGGGGUGCAAAGGGAGCAGGUCACCGUGGACUCCAGCUGCUGGCUCAGCCACCCUGAGGAUCCGGUUACCUGUCUGGGGCUGCUGGCUGUCAGGACAUACUCCAGUGGAUCCUCCACAGAACGCAGAGGCAGGGGGUUCGCCUAUGGCUUGGCGUAUUCGGUGGAAAUCGUCGCUCCUGCGAACGUGUUUGGACACGAGUUUAGUGCCGCUCAGUUUCCCAGCCAUCCCCAAAUGAAAAACAGGAUGCAAAAUAUAAAAGAUAUAGCAAGAACUAAUUCAACACAAAUAAAAGACCUCAAUUUGCUCACAGAUUUGACAUAUCUACUCAUGCUAAUGUGAGCUCUACACAAUUACUUUUAAUUGAAGUUAAUGGUAAUCUAUAAGGGUAAGUCGGGGUAAGUCUCAAAAUAUGAGAAAAUUGCGAAAAAUGCUAAUGUUUUGCGUUGAGUCACCGGCAGUGACUCCACCCACCCGCUUUUUAUAUUGCCUCGCCCCAACAAAGAGGACCAGAAAAUCAAAUCUUCACUCUGUUCAGCAGCACUGUGACUUAUAACCUGUCUGUGAACCUGGGAGGGACGCUCGGACUCACCGGGAACUCAACAGAUGGCGAAAACCCGGACGUUUAGGUCUUGCAUAUGGAUACUGCUUUUCAUAACCUGGAGGGAGAGUUUGCUUUGCAAUGGACUGGAAGUGCUUCCCCCUAAGGACAUUUCAGUUUUCGACCCUGGUCGUCUUGGAUUUCUUGAGAUUACAUGGAGCACUGCAAGGAGUUCCAUCAACAUGACAAAGUGCUCAGUAAUGUAUCAUCUGGAGUACUACAACACCUACAGAGACAGAUGGGAUGCUGUCAGGACGGUUGCCAGGAGUUACAGUGCUCAGUUUAAUCUGAUGGAAGAUAUUAAAGUCAGAGUUUACACCUUGCUGAAUGGGCCCUGCACCAACAACACAAUGAUCAAAAGCAAAACCUAUACCGAGAUGAUUCAGAAACCUCCCGGUACAGGAAUUCAGGACACUGGAGUCCAGGAUCUUAAUUGCUUGUUCUAUAACAUGGAGCAUAUGUUGUGCGAAUGGAAAAGAAGCAAGAAGACACCAGCCACCUCACAGCACCAUCUUUAUUUCUGGCAUAAAAAUUUGGAGCAUGCAGUGGAAUGUCCGAAAUACAUUAUGUCGGGUGGAGUCAGGAGUGGCUGCAACCUGACAGAAAACCCUCUCCCUUUAUUUAAAGACAUCAACUUCUGUGUAAAUGGCACCUCCCAUGAAGGGGACCUGAGGCCAACAUGCAUCACCGUGCAGAUGCAGAACCACGUGAAGGCUGCAGCCACACAGAAUCUGCAUCUCCAGGCAGGUCCUGACAAGCAGCUGGAACUGCAUUGGGAGGAUCCUGUAGGGAAGGUUCCUGGACACUGCCUAGAAUGGGAGGUGGAACAGAGUCAGGAGGGAGCUGAUGGAACAAUAUCAUUGAGACAGAUUACUACCAAAGACACCAAACUAACCAUCGCACCCAGCCCCGAUACAGGGACAAACUGCUUCAGAGUUCGGUCCGAAAUGAUCAAGUACUGCGCAGACGAGGGCAUCUGGAGUGACUGGAGCCCUCAAGCAUGCUACCCAGUAUUAAACAAGAUGUUCACCACUCCUGAGCCAGGGCAGGUCUUGGUACCUGUUGCCAUUGCUAUUGCCAUUGUUUCCCUGCUGGUGCUGUCUCUAUGCGUGUGGUUGGCUGUCAGAAUGAGGAUAUCAAGCGGGGAGAAGAAGCUGUUCUCUCUGCUUUCAGCACUGUUCUCCAGGAAUCACGCACACAGAGAAGCCUGCGAGGGAAAGGAAACGUGCCCUCACACAGUUAUCUGACAGCAUUAACCGUGGUUCUCCAUGGUUGUUACUUUUUCCUGGGUACCUGUAGAUUCUCAAGUGAGGCUAGAACCUCUUUCUCAUACACUUACCCAGUAUUUUAUUCUACAAAAAUAUCUAACAACCAACUAUAAGGCAAACAAACUAUUCCUGCUGUUAUUUUAGCAUUUACAUUUCGACACGCUUGAAUUUGCACUCUAUCAAACGAGCCUGUAAAUGGGAGCUGUUCUGAUGAAAGGUCCCGCCCGUUUGGCUGAAUGUUUACUUUGUGCCACAAGACUUGCAUGCUGAUAUAGUCAGCACAAAUAGAAAUGUCAUUUUAUUUGAUUUUUAUUAUUAUUAUUAUUUUUAUACUGCUGAUUAUCCUCAUGGGAUUUUUAAGAACUGUCUUACCCUCAGCCAGAUUUCUUGCCAGAUAUUACACUAUAGAUGUUUUAUUGUGUUUGAUAUGUUCGAUAUAGUAUGUGUUUGUUCAGUUUUUUAGGAUUUCACUCUGUGCCACAGUUUUUGCCAGAUCAUUAUAUAUGUUUUGUAUGUAUAUACAAAGGAGAAUUGCCACGCAGAAUUUGUACGAGGUACGUAUUAAAACAUUUCUAUCAAAGAUUGACUAAAUCAUCCAUGUGAGUGUUUUGUUUUUCAUUGUAUGUGUGUCAGUGACGAACAAGCUGCUUGGUGCCUUGAAUUCUCUUUGGAUUGAAUAAAGUGACUGCUCUUAUACUGCCUUUCACGGAGAUAAUGCAAUAUAGAAAUAUAUUUUGGGGUGUCCUAAGGGUUUUUAAAAAAUGUACAUUGUAAUCUCUGGACAUGCAUAAUACUGUAAGAAUCUGAAAUCCAUAAUAAAAAAAAAAAAUUUU
This is a messenger RNA of Menidia menidia (Atlantic silverside), 2822 nucleotides long. Lineage: Eukaryota; Metazoa; Chordata; Actinopteri; Atheriniformes; Atherinopsidae. The record is from the annotation of a GenBank genome assembly.